CGGACCAUAGCGCGCGGGGCUCCGGGGGCAUCCGCCGCUCGGCUCCGUCUGCGGGCCUUGUCCGCCUCUCUUGUCCUCCUCCUGCGGCCGCGCUGCCGGGCCCUCGCGCGUUGACGAGGUCGACAAGCAGCAUGGCGGUGGAGGAAGAAGGGCUGCGGGUCUUCCAGAGCGUGAGGAUCAAGAUCGGUGAAGCUAAGAAUCUUCCUUCCUACCCGGGGCCAAACAAGAUGAGGGACUGCUAUUGCACCGUGAACCUGGACCAGGAGGAGGUUUUCCGGACCAAAAUUGUGGAGAAGUCACUCUGCCCCUUUUAUGGAGAAGACUUUUACUGUGAAAUCCCUCGGAGUUUCCGUCACCUGUCCUUUUACAUUUUUGACAGAGAUGUUUUCCGAAGGGAUUCCAUCAUAGGCAAAGUGGCCAUCCAGAAGGAAGACUUGCAGAGCUACCACAACAGGGACACGUGGUUCCAGCUGCAGCACGUAGACGCCGACUCAGAGGUGCAGGGCAAGGUCCACCUGGAGCUGAGACUGAGCGAGGUCAUUACAGACUCUGGUGUUGUCUGCCACAAACUCGCUGCACGCAUCUUUGAGUGCCAAGGUCUCCCCAUUGUGAACGGGCAGUGCGACCCUUACGCCACAGUGACAUUGUCCGGACCCUUCAGGUCUGAAGCAAAGAAGACGAAAGUGAAGAAGAAAACGAACAACCCCCACUUUGAUGAGGUGUUUUAUUUUGAGGUGACCAGACCCUGCAGCUACAGCAAAAAGUCCCACUUUGACUUUGAGGAGGAAGAUGUAGACAAACUUGAAAUCCGAGUUGACCUCUGGAAUGCCAGCAACCUGAAGUUUGGGGACGAGUUUCUUGGGGAGCUGAGGAUCCCCCUCAGAGUGCUGCGACAUUCUAGCUCUUACGAAGCCUGGUUCUUCCUCCAGCCCCGAGACAACGGCAGUAAAAGCCUGAAGCCCGAUGACUUGGGGUCGCUGAGGUUAAAUGUAGUUUACACAGAAGACCACGUCUUCUCCUCUGAGUACUACAGCCCCCUGCGUGACCUGUUACUGAAGUCUGCGGAUGUGGAGCCUGUCUCGGCCUCAGCAGCGCACAUCCUGGGUGAGGUGUGCAGAGAUAAGCAAGAGGCUGCCAUCCCACUGGUACGGCUCCUGCUGCACUACGGCAGGGUGGUGCCCUUCAUCAGUGCCAUUGCCAGUGCAGAGGUGAAGAGGACCCAGGACCCCAAUACCAUCUUCCGAGGAAACUCACUAACAUCUAAGUGCAUAGAUGAGACGAUGAAGCUGGCGGGCAUGCACUACCUCCAUGUGACCCUGAAGCCCACCAUUGAGGAGAUCUGCCAGAGCCACAAGUCCUGUGAAAUUGACCCUGUGAAGCUGAAGGACGGUGAAAACCUUGAGAACAACAUGGAGAGCCUGCGGCAGUACGUGGAUCGCAUCUUCACCGUCAUCACGAAGUCCGGAGUGAGCUGUCCCACCGUCAUGUGUGACAUCUUCUUUUCCUUGCGGGAGGCAGCUGCCAAGCGCUUCCAAGAUGACCUGGAUGUGAGGUACACAGCUGUGAGCAGCUUCAUCUUCCUGAGGUUCUUCGCUCCUGCCAUCCUGUCUCCAAACCUCUUCCAGCUGACACCCCACCACACAGAUCCACAGACAUCUAGAACCCUGACACUUAUCUCAAAGACGAUCCAGACUCUGGGCAGCUUGUCCAAGUCCAAGUCUGCCAGUUUUAAGGAAUCCUACAUGGCGACAUUCUAUGAGUUCUUCAAUGAGCAGAAGUAUGCAGAUGCUGUAAAAAAUUUCCUGGAUUUGAUCUCAUCCUCGGGGAGAAGGGACCCCAAGAGCAUAGAGCAGCCCAUCCUGCUUAAAGAAGGAUUUAUGAUUAAGCGGGCCCAAGGAAGGAAACGAUUUGGAAUGAAGAAUUUCAAGAAGAGGUGGUUUCGCCUGACGAACCACGAGUUCACCUACCAGAAAAGCAAAGGUGAUCAGCCCCUCUGUAGCAUCCCCAUUGAGAACAUCUUGGCUGUGGAGAGGCUGGAGGAGGAGUCCUUUCGUAUGAAGAAUAUGUUCCAGGUCAUCCAGCCAGAGCGCGCGCUAUACAUCCAGGCCAACAACUGUGUGGAGGCCAAGGACUGGAUCGACAUCCUCACCAAAGUGAGCCAGUGUAACCAGAAGCGCCUCACCACGUACCAUCCAUCCGCCUACCUGAACGGCCACUGGCUUUGCUGUAGGGCCUCCUCAGACACGGCUGCUGGCUGUACUCCCUGCACCGGCGGGCUCCCAGCAAACAUCCAGCUGGACAUCGAUGGGGACCGUGAGACGGAGCGUAUCUAUUCUCUCUUCAGCCUGUACAUGGGCAAGCUGGAAAAGAUGCAGGAGGCCUGUGGCAGCAAGUCAGUGUACGACGGCCCUGAGCAGGAGGAAUACUCGACGUUCAUCAUCGAUGACCCCCAGGAGACCUACAAGACACUGAAGCAGGUCAUCGCUGGGGUGGGGACCCUUGAACAGGAGCAUGCACAGUACAGGAGGGACAAGUUCAAGAAGACGAGAUACGGGAGCCAGGAACACCCUAUUGGAGACAAGAGCUUCCAGAACUACAUCAGGCAGCACUCUGAGACCUCCACCCAUUCCAUUUGAAGUCCCAGCAUCUCCCUGAAUGUGCUGUUGAGCCGCACCGGGAAAACCCACAACCGUUAAUAGCAGACAAAAGAAGACAGAACACGUACAUGGAGAGGAACCACGUUCACCAGUUCACACAAGUCCUACCGUGCCGGUGGUGCCACUGCGAGCCACGCAUGCUCCUUCCCGGCAGGAACUGUUGCCUGGUCUGUGCACUUUCCUUGGCUGCCAGCACAGGUGGUCUGA
Molecule: messenger RNA, 2864 nt
Organism: Microtus ochrogaster (prairie vole)
Lineage: Eukaryota; Metazoa; Chordata; Mammalia; Rodentia; Cricetidae
Gene: Rasa3
Product: RAS p21 protein activator 3
Biological process (GO): intracellular signal transduction; negative regulation of Ras protein signal transduction; regulation of GTPase activity
Molecular function (GO): GTPase activator activity
Source: RefSeq, a predicted model, not a curated record